Messenger RNA from Crotalus tigris (Tiger rattlesnake), 2133 nucleotides. Its product is annotated as zinc finger protein OZF-like. Gene Ontology annotation, biological process: regulation of transcription by RNA polymerase II. The annotation marks the transcript as partial. Lineage: Eukaryota; Metazoa; Chordata; Lepidosauria; Squamata; Viperidae. Gene Ontology annotation, cellular component: nucleus. Gene Ontology annotation, molecular function: DNA-binding transcription activator activity, RNA polymerase II-specific; RNA polymerase II cis-regulatory region sequence-specific DNA binding. The transcript has 4 exons. The record is from RefSeq and is a predicted model, not a curated record.
UCCCACUCGGUGGAUCUCCGCUUCCUUCCGGCUGUCUCGCUUCGUCCUGGCAAGAUCGCGGCGGAUCCCUCGGGAGAGGCUUCUGGAUCCCGCUGGGGCAGAUCUGGCUGCUCCCCCUCCGGCCUUUGGGCGCCCCUCCCGCCAGGAGAGCUUCCCCCCCCCGCCAGGAGAAAGAAGAAGCUGCAAUGUGUUUUACAAAGCACCAAGGAAGUUUUGAAGUUGGUCUUCUGAGCAGGAACUAGAACAAGCUAAUGGCCAAAAGGCUACCUUGCAUAACUGUAAAUAUUUUUUUAAACACCUGCCUGGAAUCUUUGUGGCCUUGCAGCCUCCAUAAACAACAGGAAAGAGCAGCCCUGUCUACAUAUGCUCUGCCCCACCUGAUCUCUCUCAUAUUCCACUGAGUUUUCCUACUCACAACUCUGCAUUGGUGGUCCCUGUUGGACUUCAUCUUGCUGGUUUCUUCCAUUUUGGCUUAUCAAGAUCUUGAAUUCACCAUUCCAUCUCCAUUAUUUUGUAUUGUGAACAAACAAUUCCAUAUUCUGAUCUCUCUUCCAGAGAGUCCUCUGGGAUUGGGCGGCAUAUAAAUAUUUGAAAAUAAAUAAAUUAUGUUCAGUAUCACUGUUGGCAUCUGAGCCUUUCUCAUUUCUCUUUGCCGGAGACCAGUGAGGAUGUGGCUGUGAGCUCCACAGAAGAAAAGGGGCGUUCUUGGAUUGGGACCCACAAGUUUUUGGCCCAGACUCCGUUCUAGAGAAUUUGGAAAUCUUGUUUGAUAAGCAGCUUCCUGCACAAAAGGCCAAUGGAUUAAGGAGAAAUGAAACAUGUCAGAAGUGACGGUCAUCCCUGGCCUGGACUCAGAGGGGGAACUGGUGACCCAGAGACCUCUUAGCUGCAACUUUAAAGCAGGAGAACAACUGCGACCAAGGAUUUACCUGCAAGACAACUAUGAAUAGAUAGUAGAAAUUCAGCCCAAGGCAGAAGGCACCAGAAAGCAUGGAGCCUGGGAAACUCUUGGAUCCCCUGUCAGACCCAGGCAGCACUCCGAAAAAACAGAAAAAAACGCAUGAAUGCUCAGUGUGUGGAAAAUCCUUUGCUCACAAGAAGGCCCAUGUGGGAAGGGGAUCCAGUCAAGGUUUGGAGGGUGGGAAAUCCUUCUCUGGAAAAGACCCCAAAGACUCCAGAAGCCCCCCCAGACCACAACCCCAUAAAUGUGAGGAAUGUGACGUACGCUUUGGUCAAAAGUCACACCGUCUGACACACCAGAAAAUCCACACUGGAGAGAAACCUUAUCAGUGUCUGGAAUGUGGAAAAUCUUUCCUUCAAAGAGGAAAACUCAGAGUUCAUGAGAGGAUUCACACAGGGGAGAAACCUUACAAGUGUUGGGAAUGUGGGAAGAGCUUUUCUAGCAAUGGAAGUCUUCGGCUUCAUGAAAAGAUUCAUACAGGAAUAAGACCUUACAGAUGCUUUGAGUGUGGAAAAUGUUUCACCCAGAGUUCAUCUCUUCGGACACAUGAGAAAACACACAGGGGGGAGAAAAACGAGAAAUGCCUCGAAUGUGGAAAAUGUUUUACCUUGAAAUCGCACCUGGUGCAACAUCAGAGAAUUCACACUGGAGAGAGACCCUACGAAUGCCCAGAAUGUGAGACCCGAUUUGUGGAUGCGUCUAAUCUUUGGAGACACCAGAAGGGGCACAGAGGGGAGCUUCCCUAUAAUUGUGGGGAGUGUGGAAAAUGCUUCGGCCAAAAAUACCAGCUGCGAAGGCAUCAGAGGGUCCACACAGGAGAGAAGCCAUACAGAUGCGUAGAAUGUGGAAAAUCUUUCGCUCAAAAGGAAAACCUGUGGACACAUCUUAAAACCCACACAGGGGAGAAGCUAUACGGAUGCCUAGAAUGUGGAAAAUCUUUUGCCCGAAAGGGAAACCUUUUGGCACAUCAAAAAACCCACACAGGGGAGAAGCCAUAUCAAUGCUUUGAAUGUGGACAAUUUUUUUCUAGCACAUCAAACCUUAGAAGUCACGUAAAAACUCACACGGGGGAAAAAAAUUACAAAUGUUUAGACUGUGGGAGAACGUUUGCUCAUUCCUCUCACCAUAGACGUCACGCCCGAAUCCACGUGGGAGAGAAGUUGCUUCUCUCC